AUGGAGACUAGGCUUAAAUACGCGGGCAAAGUAGUGCUCAUUACGGGCGUGUCGGUCACCGACACCACCUCUAUCGGCGCCAAAACGGCCAUAGAGUUCGCCAAAGCGGGCGCCCUAUUGGCCAUAGCGUGCGACCAGUUAUUGACAACAACUGGCCAAUCGCUAGCCCCGUUGGCCGCCAAAUGCCUGGCCGUUUCGGGCCCGCAACGGCUAACACCUCUACUAAUCGGGGCCGACAUUAGAUCAGAAGUGGACUGUUUUCGUACCGUAGAGUCGACUGUACGCGAGUUGGGCCGACUCGACGUACUCGUCAACAAUACGGACACCUACUGGGGGUCGACCCCCACCGGCGCGGCGCCGCCCGUGAUUAACCAUCCGGACUUUGUCCAGAAUUACCAUAAUGUAAUGCAGGCCAAUCUCAACUCGUUUGUCUAUUUAACUCAUUAUGCGCUAAAGUAUUUAAUGAUUACCAAUGGCUGUGUGGUUAAUAACGCGAGUAUCACGUCGAUUGUGUCGUCCACUGUUAACCCGCCGGACUGUAUGGCCAAAAGUGCCCUAAAUGUGUUCACCCGGUAUAUGGCCGGCCAAUUGAGAGCGUUGGGCGUUCGCAUUAAUUCAAUCAACCCUGGCGGUUCGCAGACAAACGUGCAUUUGUAUACCAGCCCCGACGCUCUGGCAAACACCUAUACCCACUGGCGUAAUGUAAUCAACACCAGCGACCAGUGCCAGGACAUAGCCCGCGCCGUUCUCUACCUGGCCAGCGGCGAGGCCUGUCAGGUGACCGGGCUCAAUUUUGUGGCCAACUGUUUGUGUAGUAAAUGCUUUUCCGACGAGCUCAGGGCAUUUUAUCACCUUCAUAGAAAGUGA
This is a messenger RNA of Medioppia subpectinata, 867 nucleotides long. The record is from the annotation of a GenBank genome assembly. NCBI's taxonomy places the organism in Eukaryota, Metazoa, Arthropoda, Arachnida, Sarcoptiformes, Oppiidae.